AUGGAGGCCUCUUAUGAGUACACGUCUCUCUCCCACUCCAGGGCGACGCGCCUGAUCAGGCUCUACCCCGACGCAAACGAAGACGCGCCGCUUGGGUGCGAACUGGAAGAAGUCUCCGUUGACAAACCUCUUCCGCCUUAUGUCGCGCUCUCGUAUACCUGGAACAACGAAGAACCAAGCGUGAAGCUGAAGAUUUCGGCAUCGGCAGGAGGCGAUCCGGCCGUCACCAGGAUUCUCUUGAUAACGCCCAACUGCGCCGCUGCGUUGAAAGUGCUCAGAAACUCCGAUCUUGUCCGACAACAUGGACUUUGGAUCGACGCCAUCUGUAUCAAUCAGGCUUGCAAUGAUGAAAAGGGUGACCAAGUAGCGAUGAUGGCGACAAUCUACGACGAGGCUAAACAUGUCCUAGUUUGGCUUGGAUCCGAAUGGGCACCCAAGACUUACCAGGACGUGGCACCUUUCGACAAGCGGUGGCUACGAAAAGUCUGCGAGUUCCACAAUGGCCUCAAGGGGUGCAUGGAAUUUUUGCUGAUAAGCUUGAAACGUCAUGCCUUUCGGCCAACCCUCCGCAGUAUGAUUAUUCAGUCCAACACAUCUUCACGACCUCUUACUGAUGACUUGAGAUUAGUGAUCGAUAAGGAGGUUCUCAUGCACAUGAUGAAAGCCCCCUACUGGGCGAGGGCGUGGACUUUUCAAGAGACCAUGAAUCCCUCGACGAAGCUCUUGUGCCAAGACUCCCGUCAUUGCCCUGUCUAUGUCUUGUGGUACGGAUUGCAGCAGAUUUCGUUUUCUAGCAGCUGA
Messenger RNA from Colletotrichum higginsianum IMI 349063, 801 nucleotides. Its product is annotated as HET domain-containing protein. The record is from RefSeq and is a predicted model, not a curated record. The transcript has a single exon. The coding region runs from base 1 to 801 and encodes 266 amino acids. Lineage: Eukaryota; Fungi; Ascomycota; Sordariomycetes; Glomerellales; Glomerellaceae.